This is a messenger RNA of Impatiens glandulifera, 3444 nucleotides long. Its product is annotated as putative receptor-like protein kinase At3g47110. The record is from RefSeq and is a predicted model, not a curated record. The transcript is spliced from 2 exons. Gene Ontology annotation, molecular function: ATP binding; protein kinase activity; protein binding. The coding region runs from base 40 to 2655 and encodes 871 amino acids. Gene Ontology annotation, biological process: protein phosphorylation. NCBI's taxonomy places the organism in Eukaryota, Viridiplantae, Streptophyta, Magnoliopsida, Ericales, Balsaminaceae.
UCUUCAAAUUUUAACAAACAUUGGCUUUUUUUCACAAAGAUGGUUUUUUCUCUCUUCAAUGAAGGUUUCUUCAUGUUUCUAUUUCUUCUUCUUCUUCCUUACUCCCUCUCAGUUACUGCCACACCAUUCCCUGGCCAAGGAAAUGAGACAGAUCGGCUUGCUCUUCUUGACUUGAAGAAUCAAAUCACGUCAGACCCUCUUAAUAAGAUCAUGGAUUCAUCAUGGAAUCAAUCAUUUCAUUUCUGCAGUUGGUUUGGUGUCACUUGCAGCCCAUCCAGCGGGAGGGUCAUUACCCUGAAUUUGUCUUCUCUGAGUCUGGUUGGCACCAUCACUCCAUCCUUGGGCAACCUCACCUUCCUAACCCAAGUCAAUCUCGGGGACAACAGCUUCAGUGGCGAAAUCCCACAACAAAUUGGCCGCCUACAAAGGCUACAGUCUCUUAACUUAUCGCAUAAUUAUCUUGGAGGGAAUAUCCCAACCAACUUAACUACCUGCAGAGAGCUCAAGAUCCUUGAUUUAGGAUUCAAUGAACUUGUUGGUGAGAUACCAAAUGAGCUGAGCCCACUCUCAAAGCUUUUGGUAAUAUAUCUUGCAGAAAAUAAUCUAAAAGGGAAAAUCCCAACUUGGAUUGGGAAUUUUUCAUCUCUACGUAGCCUCUCGCUAGCCAUGAAUAAUUUCCAAGGAGGCAUACCACAAGAGCUUGGGAAACUCUCCAAGUUAAAGUUUUUUCAAUUAUCUGUUAAUGAGUUGGUAGGCACGAUUCCAUCCACUAUUUAUAAUAUUUCCACCAUAUAUUAUUUCUCUGUUACUCAGAAUCAGCUACAUGGAGAGCUUCCUCAAGAUGUCGGCCUCAAGUUUCCAAAUCUUCAAGAUUUUUUUGGGGCUGUCAACAGCUUCACAGGGCAGAUCCCUCCUUCAUUGCAAAAUUCAUCGGCUCUUCAGUCACUUGAUUUUUCUGUAAAUCUUAUUAGUGGGACUAUACCAACUGGUUUAGGAAGAUUGCAGAAUUUGUAUAGGCUCAACUUUGAAUACAACAAACUUGGAAACGGCAAAGCUGGCGAUCUAGAGUUUUUGGCUUCCUUGGCCAACUGUUCAGCCUUGCAAGCUCUUGGUUUGAAAUGGAACUUGUUUGGAGGAUCUUUGCCUAGCUUCAUAACCAAUCUCUCAACCAAUAUGCGAUUGCUUACACUGGGUUCAAACCAAUUAAGUGGGACAUUGCCUGAUGGAAUAGGAAACCUAUUUAACUUAAACGCUCUUGGUUUAGAAUCUAACAGAUUUAAUGGAACAAUCCCAAAUGACUUGGGGAAACUUCAAAACAUAGUGGGUUUGUAUUUGAACAACAAUAGAUUUUCUACUUUGAUUCCAUCCUCUUUUGGGAACCUGACAGCACUAACCGGGUUGUUUAUGGAGGGUAAUAUGCUAGAAGGAAACAUACCUCCAAGCCUAGGAAACUGUACUAAGUUGCUGGAAUUAACCUUGAGUAGAAAUAGUCUUGGUGGAAGCAUACCCAAAGAAAUCAUGGGUUUAUCUUCAUUGUCGAUUUCUUUAUCAUUAGCCAACAAUCAGUUAACUGGGUCUAUACCCUUUGAAGUGGGAAAGUUGAUAAACCUAAAGGAGCUUCAUGUUUCAGGUAAUAAUGUUUCAGGUAAUAACUUAUCAGGUGAAAUUCCUAGCAGCCUAGGAGGCUGUAUUAGCUUGGAGACGUUAUUGAUGGAUAAUAAUCUAUUUGAAGGAAAGAUUCCUCCAUCUAUCAAAGACUUGAAAGGUUUAGUUCAGUUAGAUCUUUCCCACAAUAACCUAUCUGGAGAGAUCCCACGGUUUCUUGCAGAAAUAAGGGGACUAGAGAUUCUUGAUCUCUCUUAUAAUGAUCUGCAGGGUGAAGUCCCAACUGAAGGAAUAUUUAAGAAUGCCAGCCAAAUUACUCUACUUGGAAAUGAGCAUCUCUGUGGUGGAAUCUCAAACUUACUUUUGCCUGCUUGUCCUCCUAAGAUGGCUGAUUCCUCGAGGAAAAAUGCCACACGCAGGACGAUAAUUAUUGUAGUUAUCGUUAUAGUUUUGUUUGCCUUGUUGUCUUCUGCGAUUAUAUUUUGCAUAUGGAAGAGAACUAAGAAAACCCCCAUAACUACCUCCUCUGAGAAUGAACUGGCGAAGGUGCGUUUUAUUUCUUACCAAGACCUUCUAAGAUCUACAGACGGGUUCUCUACCAGUAACUUAAUUGGUUCGGGUAGUUUCGGUUCUGUGUACAAAGGAUCCUUACCAAAUGAUGGAACUGUUGUAGCCGUUAAAGUACUAAACUUGCAACAACAAGGAGCUACAAAGACCUUCAUUGAUGAAUGCAAAGCUUUAAAAGGUAUUAAGCAUCGCAAUCUACUGGAACUAUUAACCGUUUGUUCCAGUGUGGAUUAUCAAGGUAAUGACUUCAAGGCUCUAGUUUAUGAGUUCAUGAUUAAUGGAAACCUAGACCAAUGGCUGCACCCUGAAGACCAAAAUAAGAGACUGAACAUGAAACAUAGACUAGACAUAGCGAUGGAUGUAGCCCACUCCCUUGAAUAUCUUCAUUAUCAUUGUGAGACGCCCAUAGUUCAUCGUGAUUUGAAACCUAGCAACGUAUUGCUAGACCAAGACAUGACGGCUCAUGUUGGUGACUUCGGAUAGGCUAGCUUUGUCUUGGAAGCAUCUAAUGGCCAGAGCAUUUCAGAGGGCUUGAAGGGUUCAAUUGGGUAUAUUGCUCCAGAAUGUGGGUUGAGAGUACAAGUUUCAACAUUUGAAGAUGUUUACAGUUACGGGAUACUCUUGUUGGAAAUGUUUACUGGGAAGAGACCGACUGACGACAUGUUCAAGGAUGGACUCGACCUUCACAGCUUUGUGGCCAUGGCAUUGCCUGAGAACGCGAUGAACAUAGUUGAUCCAUCUUUACUACUAGAGGAGGCAGAGGUGGAGGAGGAGACUUACAUUGAUAAUAGAAUUGAAAGGGUCUUACAAGAGAGGCCCAUAGCCAGUAGGUUUCAAAACAGAGCUAAUAAUAGUCAUUUGAUGGAAGAAAGCUUGAUUGCAGUGAUGAGUAUUGGACUUUCAUGUUCAAAUUCAUUACCGAGUCAAAGAAUGGCUAUGGAUGUUGUCACAAAGAAACUGCGUGUUAUUAGAGAGUCAUUUAGUAAGCUUUGAUUUAAAAGAAUGUAACAAAUGUGACUAGAUUCGUAAUUUCAUUAGAAAAAUAAAAGUCCAAAUAAGGAGAAUUACAUCUUUGCGUCAACAAUUACUUGCUUUGUCCGGAGUUGUUCUUGUGACUUCCUCGAACCCAAUACUUCAAUCUCGACUUAGUGUCCAAUUAUCUAGUGUUAUGGGUAUUGGUGUUGGCUCAUAGAGAACUCAGAUUUACAUUUAUCUCAGUACAUCCUACCUUGAUUUGGCUCUUCUUCUAUAUAUGUUUAUUUGAUGUUUUCA